Molecule: messenger RNA, 958 nt
Organism: Chroicocephalus ridibundus (black-headed gull)
Lineage: Eukaryota; Metazoa; Chordata; Aves; Charadriiformes; Laridae
Gene: RBP4
Product: retinol binding protein 4
Exons: 6
Coding region: 164-763 (199 amino acids)
Biological process (GO): retinol transport
Molecular function (GO): retinol transmembrane transporter activity; retinol binding
Source: RefSeq, a predicted model, not a curated record
CAACCCACCUCCCUACUCCCCCUCCAGUGCCGGCUUUGUACCUCAGGGGGUUGCGAAAUCCCCAGGACUACAUAAAGCUUCCCUGUCUGGGCACCCCGCCACUGCCAGCAACGCAACGCUUGGGCUCUCAAGAGGCUACAGGGACCAGCAGUGCCUGGACAGGAUGGCCCACGCAGAGAGAGCUCUUCCCUGCCUGCUGCUGCUGGCACUAGCCUUGCUGGGCAGCAGCAUGGCGGAGCGGGACUGCCGAGUAAGCAGCUUCAAAGUCAAGGAGAACUUCGACAAGACCAGGUACAGCGGCACCUGGUAUGCCAUGGCAAAAAAAGAUCCUGAGGGGCUGUUUCUGCAGGACAACGUGAUAGCCCAGUUCACUGUCGAUGAGAAUGGACAAAUGAGUGCCACUGCAAAGGGCAGAGUCAGACUCUUCAAUAACUGGGAUGUCUGUGCUGACAUGAUUGGUUCUUUCACUGACACAGAGGAUCCUGCCAAGUUCAAGAUGAAGUACUGGGGUGUUGCCUCUUUUCUGCAGAAAGGAAAUGAUGAUCACUGGGUAGUGGACACAGAUUAUGAUACUUAUGCUCUUCAUUACUCCUGCCGCCAACUAAAUGAAGAUGGUACUUGUGCUGAUAGCUAUUCCUUUGUGUUCUCCCGGGACCCCAAGGGAUUGCCUCCGGAGGCACAGAAAAUUAUCAGACAAAGGCAGAUAGACCUCUGCUUGGACAGAAAAUACAGAGUUAUUGUUCAUAACGGAUUUUGCUCUUAAGGAGAUCCAAAACUAUGGAAAGAAACCAUGUAACAGCACCAUGGAUGUAAAGUUAACACAACGAUCGGGUGUUCUCUUGAAAACCUUUUAAACGGCUUCAUUUAGAUUUUGAGUAUAUUUAUCUGAGUUGUCUAGCUCACCUUGUUAACAAACCAAUGAAACAUUUUAAUAAACUUGGAUUACAGGGGAUGCAAA